Molecule: messenger RNA, 1236 nt
Organism: Dentiscutata heterogama
Lineage: Eukaryota; Fungi; Glomeromycota; Glomeromycetes; Diversisporales; Gigasporaceae
Source: the annotation of a GenBank genome assembly
AUGUCUGACAUUGAAAGUCCUCGUUUACGAGAAAAUAAUUCUUCAAAUCAUUCUCAAGACAUGAAAAUCGUCGCUAAAACUGAGGAUCUUCCCCAUUCGACAAAUUUAUUAUCUCUUCACAACAUUUGUAAUAUCAUGCAUUCUCAAUCAUCACCUUCUUUAUCACCUCAAUGGUUCGAUCCUUCUCCUAUUCAUCCUUCUUCACCAAGUGAAAAUUUAAAAGAUCAUAGAGAUCCUCUUGAUGACGCUCCUAAAUUUAAUGAACCAUCUACUACUGAAAUGAUUAAUUCUAAUGAUUAUAUGGAUCCUAAGUCUCAACAAGUUAUUGUUCAUAACAAUGAAGGUCAUAAUGAAGUUAUUCGUAGCGAUGAAGGUCGUAUAAUUGGUAUUCAUGAUCUUGCAGAUCUUGCAAUUAACCUUAAUCCAAGAUCAAUUGAGAAUGAUAUCCAAUCUGAUAUAGGUUCUCGAUAUCCAUCCUCAAAUUCUUAUGUUACAAAAACUGUUUAUAAUCCUUUAAUUAAUUCUCAAGAACAAACCGUAGAACGUCAAAAAGUUGAAAUUGAAACGGCUCAAUGUACGAAUCCAAUGUGUGCUCAAUGUCAUCAUUCAAAUUAUUCUAGUGCUCCUCAAUAUCCUUUUCCAAUGCAAUAUUAUAUGGCAUUGGCGAAUGGUAAUAUUUAUCAGCAAUCUCCUUUUAUUCCACCAACUGCGGUCUAUACUCCUUCACAAACUAUUCAAUCCCAAAUUUCAACAAAGAAUGAAUGUAAGGAAUGUACUGAAACUGUUAAACCAUCUCAACCUAAAAGAAGACGACGUAGAAAAACAAAAGCGACUAUCGGUUCACCAAUUAUUUCUGGUAUUGGUUCAUCUGGUCAAAGUAUUGAACAUAAAAGUAAAAAUGGUGAAAUUUAUCGUUGCUCAAAUUGUGGUGCGAGAGAAACACCUGCUUGGAGAAGAGAUCUUCGUGGUGAAGCAUUACUUUGCAACGCUUGUGGAUUAUAUUUGAAGGUUAAAGGAUGUCAUAGACCGACUGAAGUUGGUGUGGAUGGUGAAAUACGUUUGGUAAAAACCGAAAAGUCUGGUAUUGGUGAACCAAAAUGUCAAAAUUGUGGAACUCAAAAUACUCCUUGUUGGAGAGGACCCGAAGGAAGCAAACUUUGUAAUCGUUGUGGUCUUUUCUUGAAACAACAUGGAUAUCAACGUCCGGGCACACCACAUGAGAAAAAAGUUCCAUCA